Molecule: messenger RNA, 3276 nt
Organism: Penicillium salamii
Lineage: Eukaryota; Fungi; Ascomycota; Eurotiomycetes; Eurotiales; Aspergillaceae
Source: the annotation of a GenBank genome assembly
AUGGGGGUACUACAACCACGGGGACGUCGUGAUUCUCGCGCAUCUGCUCUGUCGCGCAAUUUACUCUUCGAUCGUGACACUCAGCCUACUGCCUCAGAGUCGGCAGUGGAACAUGCACACUUGGGGACCUCCCCCGGGCCAAUUGGAGUGUCAUCAAGCUACAACGGUUCAACAAUACGCACGCCAAACCGAUCCUUUUACCACCGAUCAAUGAACACGAAUAACAUGGGUGGGUCAUGGGAUUUCCCCGCUUCCGCGCGAUUUUUACUGACCAUUGGCCCGGCCGCAGAUCCGGCCCAGUAUGCUACAGAUGGUCUCCGUGACCAGACCGCCGAACUGGCGACAUACGGUCUCUCGUUAACGAAAAAGUCUCAUCUGCGAGAUGGUCCCGGCUUACCGCCCAGCCUGGAUAUAUUUCACGGCACCCAAUCUGCGCCGCAUUCCCAGGAUGAGCCUACGAGUUCGGGUGCUGCUGGGGAGGCUCUGCUGGAGCCGAGAUAUGCUUCGCUGGAUCCUGCAUCGGCUUCUUCGGCCUUGACAGAGAUGAUUCGUCGCCCCUCGGAGGUUGUGGUGGAGGAUCAGCUCUCGCAGCCAGGCACAAAUGAAAUCACGCAGUUUCCGCCCCCACCCACGGUCCUCGAGGACGCCGAGCCGGACACAGAACACACCUCGUUGCUAUCCAAGUCGCGAUCCAAAUCUACCCAGAAUUAUGGCUCUUCGGAUGUGGAGAACCAGAGAGUACCGAUCAUACGAUCCCCAACCGCUCUCGACAAGGGUAUUUCCUCUCUGGCUCAGUGCUCUCGCACUUUAGCGAAUCCCAAAUCCUGGAAUGGACGCGCCAUAUGGGACCAGGCGGUGGCUUAUCCAGCUAGUUUGGUCCCUGCGGUGCUGUUGGGUUUGCUCCUCAAUAUCCUCGAUGCCUUGUCGUACGGAAUGAUCCUGUUUCCGCUGGGCGAACCCUUGUUCGCACAUCUCGGUACCGAUGGUAUCUCCAUGUUCUAUGUCAGCACCAUCAUAUCACAGGUGGUCUUCUCUAGUGGUGGCUCAAUCUUCAAGGGAGGAAUAGGAAGUGAGAUGAUUGAAGUAGUGCCAUUCUUCCACCAGAUGGCUUUCACCAUCAUGAACUCCAUCGGCAAAGACAACCCGAAGUCAGUGAUUGCGACGACUAUCCUUGCCUUCUCUGUCAGCUCCAUUCUCACUGGCUUGGUGUUCUUCCUGAUGGGUGUAUGUGGACUGGGCUCGCUCAUUGGCUUCUUCCCCCGCCACAUCCUCAUCGGAUGCAUUGGUGGCGUGGGUUACUUCCUGCUUCAAACGGGCGUGGAGGUGUCUGCUCGCUUGCCCGGGUCUUUGGAGUACAACCUCCCCACACUGCAGAAACUCUUCCAGCUUGAUACUCUCCCACUUUGGAUGAUACCAUUGGCUCUUGCGGUUGCGCUUUUGGUUUUGAAGCACUUCGUUCGCUCCAACUUUUUGGUUGGCGGCUAUUUCAUCGCAGUGGCUGCGGUAUUCUACAUCGUCGUAUUGAGCGCCCAAAUCUCCAUGGAUUCUUUGCACCAUACUGGGUGGGUCUUCGAUGCCCCAGCGUCAAAUAACCCAUGGUACCAUUUCUAUACGCUUUAUGAUCUUUCAGAGGUCAAUUGGACCGCCUUUGGCGAGACCAUUCCCGCGAUGUUUGCGUUGACCUUCUUUGGCGUGCUACAUGUUCCUAUCAAUGUUCCCGCCCUUGGUAUAUCCACCGGCGAGGACAAUCUUAACGUUGACAGGGAACUUGUGGCCCACGGUGUGACGAAUGCCCUUUCAGGGUGUGUGGGAAGUAUCCAGAACUAUCUCGUCUACACAAACAGUCUGCUGUUCAUUGCUAGCGGUGGAUCAUCGCGUUUGGCAGGGUUGAUGUUGGCUGCAGCCACAGCGGGCAUCAUGGUUAUUGGCCCGGUCAUCAUCGGCUAUAUCCCCAUCAUGGUAGUUGGUGCGCUGAUCUUCUUGCUAGGCAUUGAAUUGCUGCAAGAGGCAUUGGUAGACACCUGGGGAAAGCUGACCCGUCUGGAAUACUUGACUGUUGUCAUCAUCGUCGUGACAAUGGGUGCCUUGGACUUUGUCGUUGGAAUCUUCGUUGGAAUCAUCUUGGCCUGCGUGAACUUUGUAGUUCAGACAUCUCAGAAGUCUGCCAUCCGAGCAACCUACUCUGGUGAAAUCGCGGGUUCCACAGUUCGGCGUCCCCCCAUCCAGCAGCAAUUCCUCCGCGAAGCUGGACAGCAGACCCUGAUGCUCAAGCUGGGAGGGUAUCUCUUCUUCGGAACCAUCGUCAACGUGGAAAAUACCAUGCGUGGCUUGAUCGAAGAUGACGCUUUCGACCGACGACCAAUUCGCUUCCUUAUUCUCGACUUCUCGCGUGUCUAUGGUAUCGAUUUCUCGGCCGCCGAAGCCUUCACGCGCAUCAACCGUGUCCUCCGAAAGCGCAACGUGCAGACAGCUAUUUCCGGUCUGAACGUCGAAGGCGAUGUAGGCAAGUCUCUACAAAAUGUAGGACUCUUUGAGCCAGAAUCCGGCGUCCCCAUCUUCGAAGACCUCAAUUCGGCUCUUGAAUUCUGCGAAAACGACUACCUCAAAGUCUUCUACAAUCGCCAAGAAGCACUCACCACCCCUACCGACCCAACCGCCAGCGACAGCGAGGGCUCCCUCCACCUGCCCGUCCCCGUCCCCACACAGCCAACAGUCCUCCCCGAUAACAUCGUCAGCUCACCCCGUCGCCAACACCUCCAGCGCGUAGCAACAUCCACAAUCCAAGCCCACGAAACAACCAUGAUGAUCUCCCCCGCCUGGUCCGCUAUGCGCCAACCUCUCCCCCUCCUCCUCCAAACUUUCCAAGGCCUCUCCUCCCAAAACGAAGACUUUUGGUUCCCCGCCUGCGCCUACUUCUCCUGCGAAUCCUACCCCGCGGGCACAGUCUUAUACCACGAAGGCGAUGCCCCACGCGCCUUCUACCUCCUCGAAUCAGGGAUGCUGCGCGCAGGCUACGAUCUCCCACAGGGUCGCUACUUCGAGCUCAUCGUCGCCGGCCGUCCAUGUGGUGAACUGCCAUUCUUCAGCGAUACACGCCGCACUGCCACCGUCAAGGCUGAGCGUGAUUCCGUGGCUUGGUGUUUGACUGGUGAUCAGUGGAAGAUAUUACAAGAGAAGGAACCGCGUAUUGCGCGGGAGCUGCUUACUGUCAGUUUGAAGUUGACUACGGAGCGCAUGGAUAGUAUUACGUCGUAUGUGUUGACGAUGGCGGCGUGA